This is a messenger RNA of Prosopis cineraria, 1063 nucleotides long. RefSeq lists its product as uncharacterized. The coding region runs from base 298 to 753 and encodes 151 amino acids. NCBI's taxonomy places the organism in Eukaryota, Viridiplantae, Streptophyta, Magnoliopsida, Fabales, Fabaceae. Gene Ontology annotation, cellular component: cytoplasm. The record is from RefSeq and is a predicted model, not a curated record. The transcript has 4 exons.
AAAAAUGAUCCAAGCCCGAAACAUUGUUGUAAACCAACCUUCGAUACGAACUAACCUAGCCGGCCCUUCAACAUCGGAGAGGAGGGAGGAAGAGGCAGCUGUCGCGGGUUUUUCAAAUUGCUUCCAUGGACUGAGAGCUUCGAAAUAGUUACAUUAGGAAGCAGCGGCGCGUUUGUAAGCACUGGCAGUUCAGGUACACAGGUUGGCUGCGCAUAAACAUCGUAGAAAAGAAAAUAUUGGUGUUUGGAGUUUUUGGUCGAAUAUCAAACAUUAAAUCAGAUAAACUGUGAGAAACAGAUGGAUCACUUGGCAGCCGCUGAAGAGCAAAUUGCUUCACAGCGAUUGCAGCAGAAACUCAAUGAAGUGAAUGUAGCUGCUCAAGCUCAUCUAGCCCCUAUCCAAGACCAUGUCAAUUUUACCCUUCAGAAGGCCUACUUCAGAUGUGCUUAUGAGUGUUUUGACAGAAGCAAAAAGCAGGAAGAAAUAACCAGAUGUGUUGAGAAUUGCAGUAUCCCUCUUUCAAAUGCUCAACAGAAGUUUGAUAAUGAGAUGGCAAUGUUUCAAGAGAAGUUGAAUAGGUCUCUGAUGGUGUGCCAAGAUAAGUAUGAGACAGCUAAGAUGCAGAAGAAACCAGGAGCUAUGAAUGAUUUGGUUUCAUGUGCUGAUCAGUCGAUCCAGGAUGGCAUUAAAAUGCUGCCACUUCUUGCUGACAAGUUAAAAGCUUCCUUUUCCAUUAGGGAUAAUGCUUCAUAGCUGAUUUUUGACUUUCAUAUACAUAAAUUACCAAUGAAAAUGGCAGGACAAAACUUUUCUGCAACUAUUUUUUGAACCAAGAGAGGAUAUUAGUUCCUAUAGUUAGAAUAGGAACACAUUUAGAUUUCAUCAAUGACUUGAGGGAAGCAUAAUAGAUGAAAAGGUUGUGCUUCUUAUUUAAUGGCCAUGGCAUUAAAUAUCCUUUUUUUUUUUUGGUUUCAAGGAUUCCCCCCCUGAAGAUUUUGAUUAUUAUGAGUCAUUGAUCAAUCAGUAAUAAUUUUUGAAUGCAAGAGGUUGUAUUACUGGGCAA